Suillus plorans is the source of this 285-nucleotide messenger RNA. RefSeq lists its product as uncharacterized. The record is from RefSeq and is a predicted model, not a curated record. NCBI's taxonomy places the organism in Eukaryota, Fungi, Basidiomycota, Agaricomycetes, Boletales, Suillaceae. The transcript has a single exon. The annotation marks the transcript as partial.
ACAGCGCCUGAUAUCCCAUUUGUUCUCCGUGAGGUAGUACAGUCGUUACUGCCUGGUUCGCCACAGGAUCUAUCACAUGAGGCUCAAGCUUUAUCAGAUGUUCUCACUGCAUCAUUCUCCAUCGAUCCUGCAAUUGCCGCGCUGCACGAACACUGUCCCGCUUGCCACACCGAAGUCCCACUGCAUGACAUCACCCGCGCAACUUGUCCAAAUAGUCAUGCCUGGGGUACGCCUCCCUCUUUUGCGAAGCUAGAAAAGCCCAUCUCAAGUUUUCUUUCAUAUUAG